CAAUUUCAUUUCCGGAUAUGUGUUUUUAAUUUUCAUUGCGAAGACCCCAAUUUAAAAAAGAGGCAUCAGUCUUAAUCGUCAUUUUUCUCCUUCUUGCUUUCUAUUCUUUCAUAAGUGACCGUUUCAGAUGCCAUGUUUUGCGCCAGUACAUGAGUUAUCUCGACUUUACAAAUCAAAGAAUUGAUGAAUCAUUUCGAAAACUUUGCAGCAAAGUAUAUUUCAAGGCAGAGGCUCAGCAAAUUGACCGUAUCUUGGAGGCAUUUGCAUGUCGGUACUUGGAAUAUGUUAUACACGCAGUAGCAAUGGCCUUGGUACUUUUAAACACGGAUCUACACGGCGUACACGAUAAUCACAAGAAAAUGUCGCGAGCAAAAUUUAUCACUAACACAAUGACAACCAUUCGCGACGUGAUGACGAUGACAACCCCCGAGAAGCCUACGAUACGAAAUUCUGUCACUGGUGCUGUUGCUAUCACAAACGAUAACUCCUCCUCCUCCUCUUUCACAAACGACAAUGGUAAUAAUAAAGCAGCUCGUCGACGGACGCUUUUAUCACUCAGCGAAAGCGUGCUUUCUGCAUUAACGUCAGCCUCAAACGGCUCUUCUCGCUGGAUGAUACGCAGAAGCAUGAGUUCAAAAAGCGUUAAUAGCAUACCGUCACCUGGAACCCUCACUACACAUAAUGAAGCACACAGACAGCAGCCAUCAUCCAGUAAACAGAACUGGGUAGUCAGUAACAAUAAUGAGAUUGACAACAGCAAUAACGAUACCGAGCAGCAAAACAGCAGUACCAAUAACACUCGAUUUGGAUUGAUCGAUGAGCAGCGAUCAUGGUCAGAAGACAUGGAGAAUCUUUUGAAGGAUCUUUACAUAUCUGUCAAAGGAAACCAAAUCAUCCAAAACAACCGAAUGAAACGAGCAUCAGCAUCAACCCACGAUCAGACGGACAGAAACACAGCAUCCCCAUCAAGUAAUAACAUUGACAGCAGCAGCAGCAAUAAAGCCCUACUGCGACGUCGUCGAGGCCAAUCACUGCUGUUACCCUUGGCAGGGUUAUCUGGUGCUCUUGACGACAUUUCUUUGCUGAAACAGAAAAGAAGGCUGUCGCAUUCACCUACCGACCCAUCGAUAUAUGCCCUUGAUAACAGAGGUUGUGAAGCAACGAACAUCACCACCUCCUCUACUGGUUCCCCCAAUAUUAGAAUGCGCAAGGAAGGGAUUGUUAUGCAGAAACACAUCAUGGAACACGCGACAAAAAAAGCGCGACACCGAGCUUGGCAACCUUGUUUUCUCGUUGUGCAUGGAGGGAAAGCCGAUCUAUGUCGACCACCGCCGUCUUCUUCUGCAACCGCAAAGGAGCAAAAGCGAAAAAGUAUAUGGGGUGGCUACUCUCACACUAUUCACGAUUCUUAUUAUGAGCGCGAGCAGAAUAUACUGUGCGCUAGCACUGGCAGCAGCAGCAACAACAACAAUAACAGUGCCAAAAGGACCGAAAAGGAUCGUCGCGCUGCGCUAGUACAAACAAUUGAUCUGAAACACUCGAUUGCAAAUACUCUGCCACCACCGGGCUGGCAUGGCGGACGACGCCAUGUUUUUAGCUUACAGACUGCUGAUGGAGCGGUUUGGCUGUUUGAAUCAGUGGACGCGGAAUCGACGGUAGCUUGGGUGACUUGUUGCAAUUAUUGGGCCGCAUUGCUAAGCAAAGAGGCGAUGCCGGGCGCAAUUUGCAAUCUUGACUACGGCUGGUGGCAUAGUAGCAACAUAGGCAAUUCAUUCGUGUAUAACAAUAGCGACAGUAAUAAUGAUAGCAGUGGUGCCGACAACAGCAGCAACACCAAUAUUGAUUGUUCUAUCGACAUUGUGAUAUCGGACUGGACGCCGCCUUCACCGUCUAUGAUAGCCAGUCAGCUGUCCGAAACAGAAAAAACGAUUGUGUUGAAGAAGCAUAUCGCAUUCUUGCAACAAGAGAUCAAAGAUCAUCGAGCAGUGCGAGAAAGCAUAUACAAAAGGGUACAUCUUCUUGUUAUUUUCUUGUACCGCUUUCAACAACCACAUACAGUGUUUUUGUUAACCUUUGCUGAAUUCUGCCUAUAGUUCGCAGGGUAUAACAACAAGGACCGCGACUUGAAAAAAUCCAAGGCACUCGACAACUGGGAGCGUAAAAUGCAAUAUCUACUGCAUGAGGUGAUCAAGUUUCGAACCUACGUCGAAGCAUUGAUGUGUUCCCCGUCAGUAUAUCGGCAACAGCAGCAACAGUAUCAAUAACAAUUACAGAGGCAUACCUUGCGACUGACUGUGGUGUAUUUAUUAUGUUUACCUUUGCUUGUACAUAUAUUACGUUCUUUAUCUCUAAUUCAAUAUGUUUCAUUAUAUAACCUUCAUUCAUGUAAUGCGCGUUACUCAAAAAGAAAAGCAAA
This is a messenger RNA of Zychaea mexicana, 2416 nucleotides long. RefSeq lists its product as uncharacterized. Gene Ontology annotation, biological process: regulation of ARF protein signal transduction. Gene Ontology annotation, molecular function: guanyl-nucleotide exchange factor activity. Bases 150 to 2093 code for a protein of 647 amino acids. The record is from RefSeq and is a predicted model, not a curated record. The transcript is spliced from 4 exons. Lineage: Eukaryota; Fungi; Mucoromycota; Mucoromycetes; Mucorales; Lichtheimiaceae.